Molecule: messenger RNA, 1596 nt
Organism: Prorocentrum cordatum
Lineage: Eukaryota; Dinophyceae; Prorocentrales; Prorocentraceae
Source: the annotation of a GenBank genome assembly
AUGCCGACGCACACGGAGCCCGUUGCCGCAGGGGCCAAGGGCCGCAGCCGUUCGCCGCGGAGGGCGGCCGUGGCGGAGCCCGAGAUGAUGGAUGGUCACAGCGGCAAGGAGAUAUUCGAAGACAGGAGCUGCAAGACGGGCUUCACUUACGACGACCUCAUCUGCCUGCCCGGGCAGAUCAGCUUCGGCGUUCAUGAAGUUGUUUUGGAAUCUAGCUUCACGAAGAUGAUCAAGCUGAAGACUCCGAUUGUCUCCAGCCCGAUGGACACCGUCACCGAGCACAAGAUGGCGAUCGGCAUGGCACUGGAAGGGGGCAUCGGCGUCAUCCACAACAACUUGACGAUCCAGGAGCAGGCGAGCGAGGUAAGCAUGGUAAAGAAAUACAAGAGCGGAUUCAUUACGGACCCUGUCUGCAUUCAGCCCACGAUGUUGCUGUCGGAUAUCGACAAGCUGGCGGCGUCUUGCGGCUUCACAGGCUUCCCCGUGACGGACGACGGAAAGAUGAACUCGCGGCUGUUGGGCCUUGUCACUCGCAGGGACACGGACUUCGUCAAGAACAGGGCUAGCAUAACAGCGAGCCAAAUCAUGACGGACUUCAAGGAUCUGGUGACUGCUCGGGAGGGCGUUGGGUCGCAGGCCGCGAACGAGAUUAUCCACAAGACCAAGAAGGGUAAGCUGCCCAUCGUGAGCGAGGACGGUCGUCUCGUCGCCCUCAUUGCCCGCACGGACCUGAAGAAGAGCGCGGAGUUCCCCCUCGCCACCAAGGACGCCAAGGGCCAGCUCCGCGUAGCUGCGAGCAUCGGCACCCGCCCCUGCGACCGCGACCGGGCCAGGGCCUUGGUGGAUGCGGGCGUGGACGCUAUCGUCGUCGACAGCAGCCAGGGCGACAGCCAUUUUCAGCACGACAUCAUCAGGUGGAUGAAGCAGGAGUUUCCUGACCUCCAGGUGGUCGGUGGCAACGUGGUCACGAAGAGGCAGGCCAAGCACCUCAUCGACUGCGGCGUUGACGGCCUCCGCGUCGGCAUGGGCAUCGGCUCCAUCUGCACCACGCAGGAGGUCUGCGCGUGCGGCCGGGCGCAGGCCUCUGCGGUGUACAACGUUGCGAAGAUCGCGAAGCAGCACGGGGUGCCCAUCAUCGCGGACGGCGGCAUCGGCAGCCCCGGCCACAUCGUGAAGGCCUUCUGCUUGGGCGCCAGCGCCGUCAUGUGUGGUAGCCUCCUGGCCGGCACCGAGGAAUCCCCCGGCGAGUACUUCUUCGCGGAGGGUGGCCAGCGCUUGAAGAGGUACCGCGGAAUGGGCUCCCUGGAGGCUAUGAAGAAGGGCUCCGACGACCGCUACUUUGGCAGCUCGAGCGUCGUCAAGGUCGCUCAGGGCGUCUCGGGUAGCGUGCAGGACAAAGGCUCGCUGCGCAGGUAUGUGCCCUACUUGGUUCAAGGCCUACAGCAUGGCCUACAGGACAUCGGCUCCAAGAGCGUCGAAGAUCUCCGCGAGCAGCUCUACAGCGGCCGCCUGCGCUUUGAGCUCCGCAGUGCGGCCGCACAGCGCGAAGGCGGCGUCCAUGGCUUACACAGCUUUGAGCGGAAGCUCUUCGGCUGA